Messenger RNA from Lactuca virosa, 1148 nucleotides. Lineage: Eukaryota; Viridiplantae; Streptophyta; Magnoliopsida; Asterales; Asteraceae. The record is from the annotation of a GenBank genome assembly.
GAAAAUAAAGGACGGAAGCAAAAUUCUGACUUACUGAGCAAUUGAUCAUAUGGAGAACGGUAGAAAGGCAUCGUCUUUAAGGUGGGGAAUCCUUCGUCGAGCCCUAAUUCCUUCUAGUUCGUCCACUGCUUCAGAUGAGCAUUCUGAAAAAGGUAUCAAGAGUAUUUCCAGAAAAGCGAAUCAAGGGUUCAGCUUGAUACCUUUCCAGUUAGUUGAUACCACUAAGCCUGAACAUAAAGAAGUGAUUUCCCUUUCAUUGCCAAAGGCCACAGAAGCUUGUGUGUGCUAUACAUUGCCCAAUCACAAUGCAACUGAGCUUUUCCUUUAUCAGAGAGUGGACAAUCGUGCAAACCUUGAUGAUUUUAAGAUCUGUAACACAUAUGACAUUGACAACACAGGCCUUGUUUGUUCCUGGCCAUCAGAGGAAGUCCUUGCUUAUCAUUGUUUAUCACAACUCGACUUGUUCAGGUCUAAGAGAGUGAUUGAACUUGGAUCAGGAUACGGUUUAGCAGGCUUACUUGUUGCAGCUGUCACUGAGGCAUUAGAAGUUGUUAUAUCAGAUGGAAAUCCUCAAGUAGUUGAUUAUAUUCAGCGUAACAUAAAUGCAAAUUCAAAUGUUUUUGGUCUUACAAAAGUGAAAUCAAUGAUGUUGCAUUGGAAUCACGAAGAGCUCUCAGACAUUUCAAACAGUUUUGAUAUCAUUAUUGCAAGCGAUUGUACUUUUUUCAAAGAAUUUCAUAAAGGCCUUGUUCAGACUAUCAAAUGUUUGUUGAAAAAAGAAGGGCACUCAGAAGCCAUAUUUUUGGGCCCUAAAAGAGGCAACUCAUUAGAUGAGUUUUUAAUGGAAGUCAAAGAAAGUGGAUUGCAAUUUACAGUAAAUGAGAUUUACAACAGUGAAGUUUGGAGGCGUCAUGAGAGCUUCAUUAAUGGCGACACUUCAUGGCCUAACUAUGAGAAGGAUCAUUGCUACCCUUUAUUGGUUAGAAUUACACUUUAAAAUUGAAAAGAAAACUGAUAGAAUUUUUGUUAUCAAUUUAAAAUAAGGAAUUGUUUUUUAGCUUAAAAAGGGAUUAAUCAUUUAAUCUUGUUGAUAUUUUUGUUUGUUUCGUUAAUGACAAUAUCUUUAUGUGGUUACUUUUGUUGAGUGA